AUGAAUGCCUAAUUCUAAACUAAUUAUGACACAAGGGUAACUUUUAUUCCUUAGAAAAAGAAAGAGUUUUAAUAUAACACUAAAUAACCAGAAAUAAAUGUCCUUUAAAAUUAUGAAUCUUAAAACAAUAAAAUAGAAUCCAUACCUGGACAUAUUAGAUCCAAAUCAUAUGAACAUGAUUGUUUUACAAAAGCAUAAAAUACUUUUGGAAUUAAUUCUGAUUAAUCAUAACCAUAACCUUUAAAAACAAAGCGAUAACAUAGUAUCUCCUAAAAAGAAAAUGAUCCAGGUUUUAUAUCUCCCAAAUUCAGAUAUGAAAGCUGUGAUGCUCUUGUUACUAGAAAAUCUUAAAAGUAAUCUCUAAUUUACCUUUUAUUUUAGUAGUUUUAUCAAUGAAUUAUAAGAAUGUGUGGAUCUUUCAAAAGUUACUGAAUUAUCUAUGUAAUCCUAAUUGUCUCCAUCCAAAACUUAUAGUGAAUUAUAAAAAAAAAUUGAAUCUAGAGAUAGUUUAAUCGAUGAACUAUAAAAAUAAUUAACUAAUACAUUAAAAAACAUGACUUUAUAGAUAGAUUUACUAAGAAAUGAAAAAAAUAAAGUAAUUUAAUAAUAAAUCAGAUAAAUUGAAAUCUAUGAACAAUAAUUAUAGGAAUGUAGAUAAGAAAUUUAACUUAAAAAUAAAGAUUUAUUUCUAUUAAAAAUAAAUCAAAAGGAUUUUAAAAAAGUUAUCAAAACUAAAUAAGAUAAAAAUUAUAUCAAUUGUAUAGAUAUUAUCUUAUUUUUUAUUAGCUAAUUCUUAGAACUUUUAAUCUAAAAAAGAUUGUAUGUGUUCACAAUUAGAAAGAGAAAAUAAAGCUUUGUUAGCUAAAGUUGAUUAAUUUAGACAAUAACUUCAUGAUCUCAAAUAAAGUCUUGAAUUUAAUAAUCUCUCUAUCAAUAAUCAAAUUUCUGUAAUUGAAAAGUGUGAUUUAACAUAAUUUGAAAAAACAUUUAAACAAUUGGCAGAAGAACUUAAUUUAACUAUUGAAAGCAAAAAUAUUAAUUCAAGCUUUAGUUUACUAAAUCAAGAGGUUAUUGAAGGGGUUAAAACACUCAAAUAAUAGUUUAAAGAAAACGAAAAAUUUAUUAGAUGCUUAAAAGACUUAAUUAUUUAAUGUGCCCCUUAAGAUUAUUUCUGUUAAUCAGAUCCAAGUUUAAAAGAAGUUUGGAAAUUUAUAAAAUAGAUUUUAUAAUCAUAUUUAGAACAUAAAAAAUAAGCAUAAUUAAACGAAGUAAUUUUUCUAUUUAUUUCUAAGGAUAUAGUCUUCACAUUAUGCAAAUAUUUUAGAUGUAAUAAAGGUUAAUUGAAUCAUAAAGGAGCCUGUCUAAUAGUUGAUUAAGAAGUUUAUUAAAGAAUAGUUGAUAAAAUUAAAAGAAUAUUAAAUUUAACUAAUUUAACAAAUAUUAGAGAACUUGAUAGAAAAUUAGAUUAUUAUCUAUAAUGA
Messenger RNA from Paramecium sonneborni, 1481 nucleotides. NCBI's taxonomy places the organism in Eukaryota, Ciliophora, Oligohymenophorea, Peniculida, Parameciidae. The record is from the annotation of a GenBank genome assembly.